Molecule: messenger RNA, 1696 nt
Organism: Elgaria multicarinata webbii
Lineage: Eukaryota; Metazoa; Chordata; Lepidosauria; Squamata; Anguidae
Gene: CCDC195
Product: coiled-coil domain containing 195
Exons: 3
Coding region: 34-696 (220 amino acids)
Source: RefSeq, a predicted model, not a curated record
GCUGGAGCCGGCAGUCUGGCGAGGAAGGGGGAAAUGGAAGGGAACAAACGGCUCAUGCAGGUCAUCCACGAAAUGCGCUCUGAGAUCAUCAAGCUAGAGAGAGAAAACAGAGCCCUCCGCGGGGAGCUUCAAUUCAGCGGGCAGAAGGGAGCAAAGCGAGAGGAAGGAGCUGGAGAAGAAGCCUCCCGGAAGGAUGAAGGCUGGAGCCUCACUGACUCAACCGAAGAGCCCACUGGCUCUCCAGUGGCUCUGCGCAGGAAUGUCUCGGCUGGCUCAGGUCUGACACUACAGGAGCAGAAAGGUAACAUUAUGACUGUCAGGCGUUAUUCCAUCUCUUCAUCUGUGCCUUCACUUUCUGGCAACAAGCACCACAAACCUGACAAGAGGAAUCCAUUCAAGGGAGCCCUUGAAGUCAAGGGGAUAAUCAAACCACCAGCCUUCUCCACAGAUGUGCAACUAAUCAACAAAGAAGAGGAAGGGUUUGCAAAAAUCACAUCCGAUUGCCUCUCCAGCAAUACAUCAAAUAAAAGGAGAUCUUUCCAAGAUCAUGUUUAUAAAUGCAGGGGAAAAGUAAAGGCUGUCAGUUUCUUGUUACCAGUGGACAUGUCACCUUAUUCAGAAAAUCAAGGCUCUUUCAUGUGCCCCCAAAAUCAGAGCACAAAACAGUUAAGCACCAUUAUUGAAAAGGACAUGUGAGCUGGUGAAUAUUUAAAGGGCCAUCGCUGACUCUAGAUAUAAGCUAGCCUGAAGUGAUAGCCUGCCUAAGGGUUACAUUUCAGCAAAGUGCUUUGGCAGAAUGCCUUCAGAGAACCAACGAGGCAGUGUUUCAGGUCACGGGUCGAUUGUUUAGGACAGAAAUAAACCCUGGGACAGAGGCCACCAAAAGCCUGUGCAAUGAGUGUUGAAACCCAGUGAUAACAAAUACCUCUUCAUUGUAAAUUUUUGUAAACUCCAUGGUUUAAUCUCAAGGACUGCAUUAAAGAGAAUUUAAUAUAGCAGUUUUCUCUGUGGGCUUCUUAAGAGUGUUCAGCCUCAGUAUAACUUAUUCUCUUUAUUACUCAAGCUGCCAGAAAUGGAGAAACUUGUAAAGAAUAUGAGAGGUUGCCUGUUUAUGAAGCUGUAAAGGGGCUUCCCCAGCUUAAUGCCCUUCAGAUGUUUGGGACUUCAACUCCCAUCAGACCCAAUCGGCAGGGCUAAUGGUCAGGAAUGCUGGAAAUUGUACUCCAAAAUACCUGAAGGGCACCAGGUUGGGUAUGUGAAAGAAUACAGGAGCAGAUCUUUCUAUUGUCUAAAAAUUGUGGUCAGGUCUAUUUGCAUUUAGCCUCUGGCAAUAUUCUGACAAAUGACUGAAAAGAAUACACAUUAAAAUAGAGUGGAUUUUCAGUUUUCACUAUGAACGUUAUUCAGAAUACAUGCAUGUAGCUCAUGUAUCAUGGGCUAGAUCCAGACAGUCAUACUUUGAGUAAACCCAUUGAAUUAAGUGGGACAUUAGUCAUGACUAACUUCACUCUCAUUGAUUUCAGUGGGUGUACUCUGACUAUGUUUAGAUCCAACCCCAUAUGUACUAACCUCAAAAUACCUUUCAUUCAUGAGAAUAAGAACUAGUGAACACAUUAGAUGAGUUGACUGAUGUAUGCAUUUAGCUGCUCAUUCUGUUGAUCUGUUAAUAACAACAAACAAUAAAUUGGCUUCUAUG